Messenger RNA from Ceratina calcarata, 1690 nucleotides. RefSeq names its product yippee interacting protein 2 (gene yip2). Gene Ontology annotation, molecular function: acetyl-CoA C-acetyltransferase activity. Gene Ontology annotation, biological process: fatty acid beta-oxidation. Lineage: Eukaryota; Metazoa; Arthropoda; Insecta; Hymenoptera; Apidae. Bases 249 to 1448 code for a protein of 399 amino acids. Gene Ontology annotation, cellular component: mitochondrion. The transcript has 8 exons. The record is from RefSeq and is a predicted model, not a curated record.
AGUUCGCACACUCGUGAAGAGAUGGUAUUACCCAUCAAGUUUCUGAUGACGCAAGCACACGACUCAAAGUCUAAAGUUCAUUCUCAAUUCCACUGUAAAUUGGUGUGAGUAUAUUAGCAACAAGUAUUAAGGUACGCCAGUAUUAGGUACAUACACCAGUAGGAACAGAACAAUACUGUGCGCACAGUAGUUUGAAUUUGUUAUUUGAGUACUUAGUUCCUUUUACAGUGCAGAAAUUUUGUUAAAUCAUGUCCAAUAUAACAAAAGGUGUUUUUAUUGUAGCUGCGAAGCGUACCCCAUUUGGUACAAUGGGUGGAGCGUUUCUUAACAAAAGUGCAACUGAUUUAUCAAUAGUUGCUGCAACAUCUGCUUUGCAAUCUGCAAACUUGAAACCUGAAAAAGUAGACAAUGUCAUUUUCGGUCAUGUAUUAGCUUCAGCAUCUUCUGACGGAGCUUUCUUAGCGCGUCAUGUUGCAUUGAAAUCCGGUGUACCUAUAGAGAAACCAGCUUUCGCAGUAAACAGACUAUGCGGUUCGGGAUUUCAAUCAAUCGUUAGCGGUGCACAGAGUAUUGUAACAGGGGAAUCUAAAAUUGUUUUAACAGGAGGUGCAGAGAACAUGAGUCAAGCUCCAUUUGUAGUGAGGAACAUUCGCUUUGGUACAACUUUAGGGCAAAAGUACGAGUUCGAGGACUCCCUGUGGCUUGGAUUACUCGAUACUUAUUGCAAUUUACCAAUGGGCAUGACUGCAGAGAAGCUUGGAGCGAAAUAUGGUUUAACCAGAGAACAAGUAGACGAGUUCGCUCUAAGAAGUCAGCAGCUGUGGAAAGCCGCCAACGAUGCCGGCCGCUUUAAGGAGGAGCUCGCGCCCGUUACGGUAACCGUGAAAAAACAAGAAGUUAUCGUUAACACAGACGAACAUCCGCGACCUCAAACAACUCCUCAGAGUUUAGCCAAAUUGGCCCCCGUUUUUAAGAAAGAUGGAAUAGUUACGGCAGGAUCCGCAUCGGGUAUUUGUGAUGGAGCCGGAGCCGUUAUCUUAGCUAGUGAGGAAGCCGUGAAAGCAGAGGGACUUACGCCACUUGCGCGUUUGGUAGGGUACAGUAUCGUAGGUGUAGAACCUAGUAUUAUGGGAAUUGGACCAGCUCCAGCUAUCAAACAACUUCUUAAAGUGGCAAAUAAGACUUUGAACGAUGUUGAACUAGUUGAGAUCAAUGAAGCAUUUGGAGCUCAAACUUUGGCAUGCGCUAAGGAUUUAGAUCUAGAUAUAAACAAAUUGAAUGUAAAUGGUGGAGCUAUUGCUCUUGGACAUCCACUUGCUGCAUCCGGCAGUAGAAUCACUACGCAUUUAGUACACGAAUUGAGAAGACGAAAAGCCGGAAAAUUGGGUAUCGGCUCUGCCUGCAUUGGCGGAGGUCAAGGGAUAGCUGUGAUGGUAGAGGUUCUCUAAUUUUACGAUGAGAAAACGCAAUACGAGAUAGUAAACGUGCAAUAAAUGUCGGAAGAGAUACGCGUAUUAUAAAAGCAGUGUCAACAUUUUUAUUUUUUAUGCUUACAGUGCAGAAGCAUGUAUAAUUUUCUACCAUGUUUAUUACUGUUUAAAUAAAAAUUCUUAUAUUUUUCUGACGCCUAAGUUAAUCAAGCUGUACUGGUUUUUAAAACAGUAAAGAUAGAGUAUGAUGUACGUAGGAA